AUGAUAAGUCGACUAUUUCUUUUGUCUACGUUGCCUCCGCUAGCAAAACUGAAUUCACCUCUGCAUGCAUCGACUGCUCCUGCUACGCCUCGCUUUGGCCCAGGUCACGUGAUUGUGGUACCACAUGAACUUAGCAGAGCUGUAAGCCAGAGUUCUGUGGAGACUGAUAAUGUACCGAAUGACGAUCUCGUACAGAAGAGAGAUGGAGUGUAUGUGGCGCCUUUCUUGAGGCUACCGGAAUCCAAUGAUGUUUCUCAAAUUUCUUCGUCUAUUCAGGGAGCCAGGUGA
Protopolystoma xenopodis is the source of this 288-nucleotide messenger RNA. The record is from the annotation of a GenBank genome assembly. Lineage: Eukaryota; Metazoa; Platyhelminthes; Monogenea; Polystomatidea; Polystomatidae.